UGAAUAUGUAUUGCAGUUCAAGUGCUUUAGUAGCGUGGGUAAAAUGAAGCAUACUGAUAGAGUUGGUCGGAGAAUGACUGGAUUAUCAUUUGCAGUUGUCACGGACAGAAGUAGUGUUCUAUAUCUUGAUCAUGAAAUUGCUCCUACAAACACCAUCUUUUAUUCUGGAAUGGGAAUCACUUUAGCAGAUACGAAACUAAGUACGUAUUCAUCAGUGCUAAACAAUGAUAAGAUUCUGUCAGAAAACACCAUAAAUGACAUUCUGCUAACAAAAUCCGUGAUGGAUAAAACGGAUUUAAAAAGAGGGUUUUUAAAUAGCUACGCUUGUGUGGAUCAGUCUGAUGAAAAUGAAUACAUGCAUUUAGGAAUCUUAACGAUAAACAUUUUUUGUCAUUGCAGCAAUAGCCAAAUGUUUUGUUGUUUAUCGUUUUAA
This is a messenger RNA of Eurytemora carolleeae, 433 nucleotides long. RefSeq lists its product as uncharacterized. The record is from RefSeq and is a predicted model, not a curated record. Lineage: Eukaryota; Metazoa; Arthropoda; Copepoda; Calanoida; Temoridae. The transcript has 7 exons. The coding region runs from base 44 to 433 and encodes 129 amino acids.